AUGUCGACUAAGCAAAAAACCUCAAACGAGCAAUCGAACACGCCAGUUUUUACUCUUACCGCCGCAGAUAUCACCAAAGCAAAAGAGAACUUAGGUGAUGAGACUCAAUACAAACACUUACUGGAAAACGGAUCGAACUUCAUCGAAUGGAAGAAGAACACCACCAGAGCUCUGAAGGCCUUGAUAGGCAUCAAAAACUACUGGGAUAACCCCUUACCGGUCUCGAACUACAUCGAACGUAAACGAGAUGGUCUUGCGAUGAGUGUCAUCAACAAGACAAUUCAUCAGACUCUUAAGGUCGUUACGGAUGAUGCCAAUACCGCGAACAACGCCAUGGACUCUCUUCAGAAUCACUUUAGAAAGGGAGGCCGUACUGCACAAUUUUCUCUAUUUGACAAGCUUAUUCAUCUGCGUCUCAAUCUGAAUGAAUCGGAAAUGAUCACUCAUAUGUCAAACAUUGACGCAAUCAUCUCGGAAAUUGAGUCAACUGGAUUCACUUGGACAUCGGAUUCAGUAAAAGGUUUAUUCUAUCAAAUUCACAUGCCUGCAGAAAUGACAAAGGAAAUCAACAAAGAGCUGGAUAAUAAGUAUGAUAAGAAAUCACCUAAUUUUAAACUUAAAGAUGUGAAGGCUGCAAUCCAAAUCUACUUAGCCCGAGAGAAGACAGCUUCUGAAACUAUCACAAUCAGUAAUUUGAGUACUCAAGUUGAAACUAUUCUCCAGCCAGUGAUUCAUGCCUUAUUGGAAACCUCAGAAAAUCAAUCCUAUGAGAUGGAAGCAAGGACCAGAGCCUUGGACAAAGCACGACAAAGAACGACAACAAUCGCAAGACUCCCCUAUGUCAACGCCCGCAUCUGCUGUCGGAGGAGUGAAGGCUGA
Molecule: messenger RNA, 879 nt
Organism: Melampsora larici-populina 98AG31
Lineage: Eukaryota; Fungi; Basidiomycota; Pucciniomycetes; Pucciniales; Melampsoraceae
Exons: 2
Coding region: 1-879 (292 amino acids)
Source: RefSeq, a predicted model, not a curated record